Molecule: messenger RNA, 3189 nt
Organism: Leishmania braziliensis MHOM/BR/75/M2904
Lineage: Eukaryota; Euglenozoa; Kinetoplastea; Trypanosomatida; Trypanosomatidae
Exons: 1
Coding region: 1-3189 (1062 amino acids)
Biological process (GO): protein export from nucleus
Cellular component (GO): cytoplasm; nuclear pore
Molecular function (GO): nuclear export signal receptor activity
Source: RefSeq, a predicted model, not a curated record
AUGGCAGUCCUGCAGCAGUCCACAAGCGCAUACUCUAUAAUGUUUGUGUCUCGUGCAGCAUCAGAGUGUUUGGAAACGUUGUUUGGUGAUGCAGAAGAGCUGACGCAGUUUACGCUGAACGUGUAUGAGCUGCUGUGCGUUCGGGAUGCCGGGCUGAACGCGGCGGCUAAGCUGGCGCUGCGCCGACUCGUGUGUGUGGCCGUUCAGCGGGGUUAUCAGUACUCCCACACGCUGUCCCAGAUGCCGUCAAGUGUGUGCGCAUCGUGCUCCUCCUCGAUGGAAACCAAUGAUCAAGGCGAUCGGCUGCGGGUAGGCUGCGAGGUGCUUGCUGACCUUGUCAUCACGCUGAGUGAGCGGCGCAUGACCACCUUUGCCAGCGACGUGAGCAUCGCGAAGUCCUUCCGCGAUGAUCACCUCCUCACUGUUUUCCGAUUAGCCGUGCGAGUAGUGAAAGAGGUGCAGCCAAGCUGUCGCACGGUCGUGGCAGCUGGACUUAGGCUAGCGCAUCACGUUCUGGAGUUCGACUUCGCGUGCGACACCAUUCAAACGGAAGCCGAGGAGAAUCCGAUGGCGAGAACGUAUCCAGACGACUGGGCAGCGGACCUCCUGGACCUGCAGCUAAUGAACCGGUUGUGGUGCCUGUACCGAAUUCCCGACCUGGAGCCGGACGUGGCGCACACACUGCUGGAGGUGCUGACCUCGCUGGUAAGCCUGCGAAAAUCGUUCUUCACUGACGUCGAGCUGCGACCGCAGUGGUACGCGAUAGUCCUGCUACAGACGCACCUUGUCAUGGAGAACUUCCUGCACCUGGAGGACGAAGAGACGCUCAGUUGCUUUGCGCGACUUCUCAAUCGCGUGAAGCCCAACUGCGACCUCAGUGAGCUCAUGCAGCUGGUGGAGUUCUCGUCGUGGCUGCAGUCUCUGUGCAACUUCACGAGGCAGUGCCUGACCAACUGGAAGCACGCCUCAGCGUCGCUGCUGUCUCUACUGAGUGUGUGGGGGCGCCUCAUCGAAGCCAAGUCAUACGCCAAGCAGGAUACGGUGGAGAUGCUGCACUGUGGCUUGCAGGUAGUUAGCGCCUAUCUCGAAUGUCUGCACAGCCGUGUACAAGCGUUCACGAUGGCGCUGGCUAAGCUCGUGAGCAACAACAGCGCCGCCGUGCGACUGGCGAACUCCAAUAGCAUGUCAGUGGAGUACAUCCUGGACGACGACGAGGAGGGGGUCCGACUUGAGGUUGAGUUUCUCCUAAAGGUAGUGAUGGGGUGCGGUGAUGAGGGCUGGAAGAUAAUUGAGGCCAACUCGGAGCGGGUCAGUCAAUCCGUACUGGUGCACGUGCGCCUGAACACAUCUGCUUUCUCGGCUAACCACAUCGUGCUCAUGGAGGAAGCAGCGUGGUCUCUGCAUCUUCUCAGCGCCGCACUGCACUCCGACGGCGCUAUCGACAGGGGAGCUGUCCGCGUUCUUGCCAUGCUCCUGCACAGCCUCGUACUGCUUCAGCGCUUCUCAACUCACGUUGGAUUUCUCGAUAGCGCCCCCAGCCCUGUUCGGGGGCAUGUCGCGGCGGCAACCACACGCGUUCUCGCCGCGAUCCUUUCCAAGACCGUAUCGGUGUACGUAGUGUCCAACCGUAAGACCUCCGCCUUUGUGGAGCAGCUCAGCAGUCAGCUUCGGCAAUGUGGGGAGAUGGACACGUCAAGCACGUUUGGUGCCUACUUUCUGAACGUUGCCGUCCACGCACUGUGGACGAUACUCAGCGCGACGAACGUGUCCGACGAGGUGCGCGUGGACGCACUGCAGCUUCUGGACGAGUGGACCUCCACCUCCAGUGUCCUGCGUCUGCUCAAGGAGACGCGCUCGUAUACGUACCUAAUGAACCUCCACAAUGAGUCCAUCCCAGCCCCACUGCAGCACCCGGUAGCGCUCAAGGCGCGGUACCUGUUUAUCCGAUGUGUGGCACAGGUGCGCUUUCUCGACGCCACCACGCUCACAGAUUCUGUGUUGAGCACCCUAAUGGAGCCAGUGCUGGCGCGCAUUUCACAGUCAGUGUAUGCGGCCGCCACUGAAGGGCCUAGCGCGGAGAGCACUGACCGCCUGACGCUGGCGCUCUGCGACAUGCGCGGUAUCCUGAGCUGCACUGAGCGCCGACCGUAUCGAGUGGUGAUGGACAUGAUCGAACCUUUUCUGUAUCCCAUGGCCGACGCCGUGUUACACGAGAACAGCUGUGGCGAGGAGACUGUAGCGCAGCUCCUGGAGCUGGUGAAUGAGAUGGCUCUGAACAAAAACCAGCGCAUCGUUUUUGGGGCACAGAGCGCAAAAUCCGUCCACAUCUUUCGCUAUGUGAGCCGGGUGGUGGUACGCUCCGCGCGGCUCGCUCAUCUUGUGCUCGAGGGCAGCGCAGCGCGACCAAGCACACAGACCUCGCCGCCGCCGCUGGUGGAGUGGGGAUGGAAAGUGAUGCGGCUAGGCCUCUCGGCAGCUCACCAUAUUUUGCAGGGAGGGUGGUGCAACUUGGGAGUAUUGCAGCUCUACGAGGACACGGCGCUCACCAACCUGCUGUCCAGUGUAUGGGGCCUGCUGUGCAAGUUGCCUAUACAAGAGUGCAUAGUGCGUUCGAAGGUGUGCACGGCUGUGAUCAAGGUGGUGAACGUGCUGGCCGCGCGUUUCUUCCACGACUUCUGGGCGAAACAGCCGCCGCCGGAGGUGUUCACCGUCAUUGCCAUUGUGGAGUCGCUGGCCUUCCCGGCCAGCGUCAACGCCGUCGAAGCUGCGCUGCAGAAUGACGCGCUGCAGGCAAUGGACCGCCUCGUGAACUGCUGUUGGGUGCGCACAGCGUAUCCGGUAGAGGAGUUGCAGCAGGCGGCCAUCAUGAAGUCGACGCUUCUGCGGGCAGACGCGAUGGUGUUUCACCGCCUCGUCACGUGCACGCUCGAGCGCUCCGUAGCGGUUGACAACCACAGAAUGCGGAAGCUGCUGCUUCCACUGUUCUACGUGGAGGGAAGCGCUGUGGGUGAGGUGGCGCAGUACUUUUGCUCCCGUGCCACGACGCCGGCUGCCGCGCACGCGUUGCACGUACAGUUCUCAGAUAUUCAGCGCCACGUCACUGAAAACGGCGACAUCACGAGCAAGACAAUGGAUGUGCUUGCAAACGCCCUGCACACACUCAUGAACACGCUGAAGGAAUCGCUCUAA